Messenger RNA from Monopterus albus (swamp eel), 2311 nucleotides. It is a transcript of the gene pof1b, whose product is annotated as POF1B actin binding protein. Gene Ontology annotation, cellular component: bicellular tight junction; actin filament; adherens junction. The record is from RefSeq and is a predicted model, not a curated record. Bases 18 to 1541 code for a protein of 507 amino acids. The transcript has 13 exons. Gene Ontology annotation, molecular function: actin filament binding. Gene Ontology annotation, biological process: bicellular tight junction assembly; epithelial cell morphogenesis; actin filament organization. Lineage: Eukaryota; Metazoa; Chordata; Actinopteri; Synbranchiformes; Synbranchidae.
UCCGCUGAUCAGUCAACAUGUCUUUACAGACGAGCCAGAAAACCACGACUUCGACCUAUCGGACCGUGAACGUGUCCUCUCCGGAGCCAGUGAGCAGCACGAUGGUCUCGGCCGGGUCGGUGUCCCAGAUGCCGUACGCAGUGAACGGCUACGAGUCGGUGCGGUACCUGGUUCCGGUGCAGCAGCAGCAGUCCUACGUGCUGAUGCCGCAGCCUAUGAUGCAACAGGUAGUGUCACCGAUGUACGUGAGCAUGCCGCGCUUCAGCGUGAGCAGCCAGGAGUCCGACCUCAUGUUGCAGCGGCAGAGCACGAUGGAGAGCAUCAGCGGGAAGUCUUCGGUGUUCAGCCACUCGUCCAGUCAUGAGGAGGAGGAAGAAGAGGAAGAGGAAGAGGAGGAGACAGUGGAGGUGGAAGAAGUGGAGAUUGUUAAUGUCGUACAGCAGAAACCACCUCCAAAGACAUCCAGGACGGAGUGCAGGACCGAGCUGACAGAGGUGCCUCAGCCCACGAAACUGGACACGCGCUACUUCGGCGAGCUGCUGGCUGACGUUUACAGGAAGAACCGCGACAUCCACUCCUGCAUCUCUGAACAUGUGUCCAAGAUCCGUGGACAGAAACACCAGCUGGAUCCCAGCAAUGACUAUAAGGUGGAGAGAGAGGAAGUCGAGGCUUUGAUUCCCAAAGGAGCCACUGAACUGACCAAACAACAAAUCCGCUACCUGCUGGAGACUCGUCUCACUGCAGACAAGAGCAUGCGCCUGCUGCUCUCCACCUUCAGCAGUCUGAGAGAGGAGCUUCUGCACAUGACUGAGGACCUACGGCGCCUGGAGAGUGACAAGGAGGCUUUGGAGAGAGAUCUGAGUUUCAAAGCGGACCAAGCUCGGCAGUAUGACUGCCUCCUGGAGGCCGUUCGAGAAAACAACAGACAGCUCCAGCUGUCUCUGAAGGAAGCCAACACAGCCCAACGUUCCCUGGAGGGCCAGCUGAUGUCGGCCCAAAACGCCGACUCGAGCCGCGGGUUUAAGGUCAAAGAGCUGGAGGGAAGGAUUAGAGCACUGGAGAAGGAGAACGAGAUGCUUCGACAGAAGAUGACAGGCCAAGGCAGCUCCACCCUGCAUAUCAAGACAGAGGAGUUGUCACGUCAGUACAACGAGCAGCUUGGUGCCAUGAGACAAGAGAAAGACCUGGAGAUAGAGAGGCUGAGGGCCCAGAUAACACGAAUGCAGACAGAGGUCCGCACUAACAGCUCAUCCUCAGACAAGAGUCUCCAGCUGAAGAUCUCAGAGCUGCUCGCCAUGUUGGAGCAGCGGCAGACCAUCAUCACCAGACAGGAGGAGGAGAUCAAGAGGCUGAUGCAGGAGAGGAGUGAGAACUCCCAGAACAUCACCAAAACCAUCAUCACCAAGAGGUACAGAAAUCAUUACCCUAUGCUUGGUCUGCUGAGUGACGACUACUUGGUGAACCCUCCCCCACCCUUCAAAGAAGACAAGACCAUCCUCAUUGAGAGAACUGGAGAACAGAAAACCAUUACAACUUCUUAAAGACACACCGCUUCUCUGCAACAGGAGUAACUGAACGACGAAGAGCCCCCCCCCCUUCCCCAGGUGGUGGUUGAAAGCCCUCCUAAUCUCUGGAAUAUACUGUAUAGGGUGACUGUUUUGUUUGGGUUUCUUUUUCUCUUUUUUUAUAAAAAAAAACUGGAGCAAAUAAUCCAAUAAUUCCUUUUGAGACUGUUCUUCAGCCAGGUGGUUGUGGGAUGAAUUAUCGUAGCAGUAAAAAUAAUAACAACUGGACACAGGGUGAGAUUUGUUUAACAUUAACACACAUCUCACCCUCAAAGAUAUUCUGCUAGAAUAAAUAAAUUUAAAGUGACAACAUCUCAACAAAUGUCUGAGAUCAUAAUUAACCAAGGAAAACUCUGUGAUCCAGACUAACCGUUGUCUGCAAAACUAAAUGUCAUUUGAGAAACACUAAUAUUUAAAAACUUGCAUUAAAGUCUAUGCGACUAGCAUGCUCACUCCUAUAAUAUAAAAAUAUAAUAUAUGAUGUCUCACUCAGUCUGACUAUACAGAGUCUGUCUACACACAAACACUCAAGCAUAACAUACAGUAUUUCCAUGGAGAACAUACAAUGAUUAUUUUGACCAGGUAAAUAAAGUACAUUAUUAGCACUCUGCAUUAGUGGUGGGAACUGUGACAUGUUGGUCACGAUAGAAUCACCAAACGGGUGUUAUACUGCAAGAUGAACACCUGUGAUCUAUUACAAUUUCUGUACCUGAAGACGAUUUAAUAAAAGAUAGAUAACUCCUGUA